AUGAAUCGUAUCGUCAUUUGUUCAUUUUUACUUCUUGCACUUCUGAGCAUCUCCACGGAGGCUUCGGUGGCUCAACAGCUAGUGAAAGAAAACGAAAAAGUCGAAAUCGGCGUCUUCAAAGGAGCAAAAGCAAUUAAGAGAAAAGUAGCUGCUGGAGAGCAGAUCUUCCAUUUUGAAGGCGAAUUCAAAGGAUUAUUUGUGGAUGAGAACGGGAAAACUAUGGAUUCAUCCAACUACGAAGACAAUAAUGGAGUCUUAAUAAUCAAGAAAUUCACCAAGGCUGAUGUCGGAUCCUACGCCGAGCAUCCACCGAAAAUCAUCAAAACUAAAACCGAUCAUGGAUUCUCCGCGGUGCCGGGACCAGUUCUGGAGCUUUCUCUUUCUUAA
Messenger RNA from Caenorhabditis briggsae, 387 nucleotides. The record is from RefSeq and is a predicted model, not a curated record. Lineage: Eukaryota; Metazoa; Nematoda; Chromadorea; Rhabditida; Rhabditidae. The transcript is spliced from 3 exons. The coding region runs from base 1 to 387 and encodes 128 amino acids.